Trichomycterus rosablanca is the source of this 1807-nucleotide messenger RNA. RefSeq names its product rogdi atypical leucine zipper (gene rogdi). Bases 91 to 945 code for a protein of 284 amino acids. Gene Ontology annotation, cellular component: RAVE complex. The transcript is spliced from 11 exons. Lineage: Eukaryota; Metazoa; Chordata; Actinopteri; Siluriformes; Trichomycteridae. The record is from RefSeq and is a predicted model, not a curated record.
GAGCUCUGCAGUGCGCUGUUUAUGUUCAUGUGAGAUUAACGGUACACUUAUUUCGGUUUGGACCAAUAAACCGCAACACACUUCAACAGCAUGUCCGCGGCUACACAAGCAGAGAGAGCUGUGCUGGAGGAAGAGUUUAACUGGCUGCUGAAGGAGGAGGUUCAUGCCGUCCUCAAACAGCUGCAGGACAUUUUAAAGGAGGCGUUGAGGCGGUUUUCUGUUCCUGCCCCGGGCAUGGAGAGUCAGCUCAAACAGGAGAACUUCAUCCUCGGCAGCUCCACGAUGGACCAGGUGAAGGGCGUGCUGACUCUACAGGGGGAAUCACUCACUCAGGCUGACAUUAACAUUAAAGUGGCUAAAAGUGCUCAGCUGAUGCAUUUCACAUUCCGAGAGGACAAACAGUGGAAGUUACAGCAGAUUCAGGAUGCGAGGAACCACGUGAACCAGGCUCUCCAUCUGCUCAGCAGUCGUGAUGACACCUACCAGUUCAGAACCGGAGCCGAAGUCAACAAGCUGAUGGAUGCAGUGAUGCUACAGUUGACCCGCGCUCGUAAUCGACUCACCACUCCGGCCACCAUGACUCUCUCUGAACUGGCCUCCACCGGAUUAAUGAAGAUGUUCACCCCCCCGAUGCCCGGUGACGUGAUGGUGAAUCUCUACAUCAAUCUGAGUAAACUGUGUCUGACCGUCUAUCAGCUCCACGUCCUGCAGCCCAACACCACCAAGAACUUCCGACCAUCAGGAGGGUCAGUGGUGCACCAGCCUGGAUCCAUGUUUGAGGUGAACAACACUAAGUUUGAGGUGAGUCACGUACACAAGGUGGAGUGUGUGGUGCCGUGGCUCAACGACACGCUCGUCUUCUUCACCAUCUCACUGCAGCUCUGCCAACAGCUCAAGGACAAGAUUUCGGUGUUUUCCAGCUUCUGGAACUACAGACCGUUUUAAUCCUCUCCAGAUCUGUACGCUCCCAGUACAGGAUGAAGGAUGAUGAUGAUGAUGAUGAUGAAUCUGUAGUACUGAAGGCGUCUGGGACCCAGACUGAAACGUUUCCGUUAUUAAUGUGGACUCGUCCCGAUUUAUUUACAUUUCUGAGAGAAUCUGUGAAAUAAUCCGAGCGUCUCGAUCAAAUCUAUUAUUCAGAUAUGUGGACGUCACUUAUUCUGCAUUUAUUUGCAUUCAACCCCCCCCCCCCAGUACAUACGUACACUAUAUAGCCAAAAGUAUUCGGAUGCCUGACCGUGAGCUCAUUCCAAAAACAAACACUACUAGAACUGACUGACCUUCUGUGUGAUCUAGAACAGCAGCCGCUCUUCCGAGAAGCUUCUCAGCAGACUUUGAAGUGUGUCUGUGGGAAUUUGUGCCCAUAUUUAUAGAGCUCACUCAUGCUGGAACAGGAGAGGGCCUUCCCUAACCUGAUGCUGCAGAGUUGGAAGCAUGUCAUGUUCUUUAUAUAAGUGAUUUAUUGCACCUGUUAGUGACUGAAACACGUGAAUUUAAUGAUUGAAAGGGGCGUCCCAAUACUUUUGGCCCUACAGUGUCUGUAUAGAUUGAUGUUUAUUUAUAUAUUAGCGUUAAUGUAAUAUAAUGAUUAUAAUGAUUUAGCUGGUACAUUCCGUUCUGAACUCUGUCGUUUAUUCCUCUGAUUUAUUGAUGUGAAUUAUUUUUGCACUUUGAUGAUCUGAUUGUAACAGAACAAACAUCACUGAUGUGUGUAGUUGUGUGUAGUUGUGUGUAGUUGUGUGUAGUUGUGUGUAGUUGUGUAUGUUGAAUAUUCGCUCCUGUGCAGUAAAUGUGCUUUACACCACCA